CACCGGCGGCUGAGGGGAGCGCGUCCCGCCCUGGGGUACCGGCGGCUGAGGGGAGCGCGUCCCGCCCCGGCGAGCUCCAGCCGCCUUCUCUCCUCCAGUACAGCUCCUGCCGCCUUCGUUCCUCCGGUACUGCUCUGGGUUUUCUUCCCCUCCUCCGGUACAGCUCCUGCCGCCUUCCCUCCUCCGGUACUGCUCUGGGUUUUCUUCCCCUCCUCCGGUACAGCUCCUGCCGCCUUCCCUCCUCCGGUACUGCUCUGGGUUUUCUUCCCCUCCUCCGGUACAGCUCCUGCCGCCUUCCCUCCCCUCCAGCCGGACAAGCGGCUUUUCCCGCCGGGGCUUCGUGGAGUUUGCCUGGGGAAAGCCGGGAGCGAGGCACGGCCGGAUCAGAGGCUAAAAAUGGCACUUGGACACUCUGAAACCAAUGAGGUUCUAAGAAUUACUGCUGAGCAGGAGUGUGCCCUUGGUGGUGACGGCACAUCAGGAUCCAGGAUGAUGGACCAAAGCUUGUCAGCUCUAAUCACAGAGUAUGGAAAACAGGUGGAGGAAAUGAGAGAGCAGCUGCAGCUUUAUCAGGCACAAAUGGGUGGGAUGAAGAAAAAACUGGAAGAAGUCACCAAGGAAAAUGAAAGGCUGCAUGCAGAGUUGAAAGAGCCUCUUGAGAAGCAACUGGAGGCUCUUCCUUAUGUGCAUCUGGAAACUGAUAUUCCUGCAGAUGAAGGCACAGUGAGAACCCUUCAAGAGGAACUACGUGUGGCAAAGCAAGAGAAGGACCGGGCAGUUGAGCGCUGGCAGACGCUGUCCCAGGAGCAUGACCGCCUUCAGCAGCAGUACCAGGAGCGCCUCACCAGAACACACGUUCUCAUAGCUGAGAGGAAAAAGCAGAGUGAUCAGCUGAGUAGCAUUCAGCAGCUGACUCGCCAACUGCACGUGACCAAUCAGCAGUUUCUGAAAACUGUGACAGAACAAGAUGUGGAACUAGAGCAGCUACGAAAACAACUGAGACAAGCCAAAAUAGACGGGCAGGCAGCAAAUGCUAAGCUUGAAGAAAUGGUGGCAUUGAAAGAGAAGCUUCAGAGCCAGUUGGAGAGAAAGGAAGAAGACAGGAUGUCUGCCCAGGAGAGAGAAACAGCAUCUGACAAACGCUUGCAGCAAAUGCAGUCCAACAUAAAACAGUUGGAAAUAAGAUUGUGUGUGGCUGUUCAAGAUGCUGAGCAGCUGAGAACAGAAAAAGUAGCCCUGGAGGAACAGAUCAGAGAGCUUCAGGCCAAGUCUGCCAGUCUAGAAAGUGAGACAUAUGAUGCUGUUGCCAAAGUCCAAGAUUGCAUACAGCUCUUGGAAGAAGCUAACCUGCAAAAGAGUCAGGCACUCUUUGGGGAGAAACAAAAGGAGGAAGAGAUCAAAAAACUGCAGGAUGAAAUGUCUCAACUUGCAGAAAAUACUGCUGCAAGAAUUAGAAAGGAAGUAGACACUGCAAAGAAGCAAUGUAACAUGCAGGUUUCUCGGCUGACAGAAGAAGUUUCAGCUCUUCAGAUGGAAUGUGCAGAAAAACAAAGUCAAAUUGAACGAGCCAUUAGAGAAAAGAGAGCAGUGGAAGAAGAACUUGAAAAGAUUUACAGGGAGCACAGAGAGCAUGAAUCUGACAGCAGGAAGCUGGAGCAGCUGCAUCAGAAGUAUUUACUUGCAGAAGCUGCCAAGGAUGACCUGCAGCGGAGUCUGCAGGUGACACAAAAUAAACUGAAACAGCUGGAAAUGAACUCUGAGGAAGAGAAAUCCCGUUGCCAGGAAGUUAUCUGUAAAUUGCAAAGCACUCUGGAUUCAGAAAGAGAAAAGAGUUCCUUUGUCAGUGAACAAAGACUGAAACUUCAGCAGGAGAAUGAACAAUUGCAAAAUGAAAUGGAGGGUUUGAGAAAACUGGCAAUGGAGGCUCAAAAAAAAGCUAAAAUAAAGAUAAGCACAAUGGAGCAUGAGCAUGCAGUGAAAGAACAUGGGUAUGAAGCUCGGCUCAGGGAGAUGGAGGACACCAGCCACAAGUCCACCACUGAGCUCAGACGUCUCUUGGUAGCUCAGCAGAAGGCAACAAACAGGUGGAAAGAAGAAACAAAAAACCUCACUGAAACUGCAGAAGCCAGGAUCAGUAAGCUGAAAAGUGAGCUGCGUCAACAAAAACUCCGUAGCCAGGAGCUCAUUUCCCAGCUGGAAAUAGCAAAUGAGAAGGUAACUGAGGAUGAGACGCUGAUGACGGAGUAUCGGGAAUACAUCGACAGGCUUCAGAGGCGGCUGAGCCAGGCAGAACAGAGAGCAGCCACAGCAUCCCAGCAGCUCAGCCUGCUAACUACACAGAAUAAAAAAGCUGCUUCCCUGAAGGAUCUGGAAAAUAUUUAAACACGUGUUUUUAUCAUUCCUUUAUCAACUCCCACUCAUGUUGGGAGUUAGGAGGGUUGCUGGAGAAACUUCAUAUUGGAGCACUACAGUCAAAAGCACAGCAAGGCUUUUAAAACUUAAAAUUCUGGUAAGAAAAGGAGUGGAUGAAGGUCCUGUCUCUGUAUGCACAAUAAAGAUUGGAAGAAGCCU
Messenger RNA from Agelaius phoeniceus (red-winged blackbird), 2571 nucleotides. It is a transcript of the gene SCLT1, whose product is annotated as sodium channel and clathrin linker 1. Lineage: Eukaryota; Metazoa; Chordata; Aves; Passeriformes; Icteridae. Gene Ontology annotation, cellular component: centriole. Gene Ontology annotation, biological process: clustering of voltage-gated sodium channels; cilium assembly. The record is from RefSeq and is a predicted model, not a curated record.